Culex pipiens pallens (northern house mosquito) is the source of this 1163-nucleotide messenger RNA. RefSeq names its product N-glycosylase/DNA lyase (gene Ogg1). Gene Ontology annotation, biological process: base-excision repair, AP site formation; nucleotide-excision repair; base-excision repair. Gene Ontology annotation, molecular function: 8-oxo-7,8-dihydroguanine DNA N-glycosylase activity; damaged DNA binding. Gene Ontology annotation, cellular component: nucleus. Bases 66 to 1163 code for a protein of 365 amino acids. The record is from RefSeq and is a predicted model, not a curated record. NCBI's taxonomy places the organism in Eukaryota, Metazoa, Arthropoda, Insecta, Diptera, Culicidae. The transcript has 3 exons.
CUGUUCGAAAUCAAAAUUAGUUACUUUCAAUUAAAAUUAAUUUGCCUACUUUUUAAGUUCCCGAAAUGGCCUCCCGUGCGUGGCAGAAAAUACCCUGCCUCAGCAGCCAGCUGCAGCUGAAAACGACCCUCACCGGCGGGCAGAGCUUCCGCUGGAAAUCGCACGGCACCUGUUCGGACGAAUUUGUCGGCGUAUUUGCGAACAUCGUUUGGAUUCUGAAGCAGUCCAAGUCCGAGCUGCUGUACCGAAUCGUGGGCGAACUUCCGUAUCCGGUUAAGGAAACAUCGGCGGCCAUCAGGUUUAAGGUUUCCGAACCGGAGCGUGCACCGGGCGUCGGGGGAGAUUUGCUGUAUUCGCUGAACUAUUACGAGCAGUUGCUGCGGAUUUACUUCAGGCUGGAUGUGGAUCUCGAGGAAUGUUACCGCCAGUGGACCAAGUGUCACGUGCACUUUGAGAGCAGCGCGGAUCAGUUCUACGCCGUGCGGCAGCUCGACCAGGAUCCGGUGGAGAAUCUGGUCUCGUUCAUUUGCAGCCAGAAUAACAACAUUGCCAGGAUCUCCGGCCUGGUGGAGAAGAUCUGCUCGCAUUACGGGGAGAAAAUCUGCGACUACGACGGCACCACUUAUUACAAUUUCCCGGACGUUGCCCGGCUCGCUCCACCGGCGGUGGAAGCCCACCUGCGUGACCUGAGCUUCGGCUAUCGCGCCAAGUACAUCCAGAAAUCCGCCGAAGAGAUCGUCUCGAAGGGUGGCCUCGAGUGGUUCCGCACGCUGCAACGGCUCGACUACAAGGAAGCCCACCGGGAGCUGCUCACGCUGACCGGGAUCGGGCCCAAGGUGGCGGACUGCAUUUGCCUCAUGUCGCUGAACCACCUGCAGGCCAUUCCGGUGGACACGCACGUGUUCCAGAUCGCGAAGCACUAUCUGCCCCAGCUGGGCGGCAAGCAGACCAAAAGCAUUACGGGCCGGUUGUACGGCGAGAUCGGGGACAAGUUUCGGGAGAUUUACGGCGAGCGGGCGGGCUGGGCCCAGACGGUGCUGUUUUGUGCCGACCUGAGGCAGUUCAAGCAGGAUGAGGCGGCCAAAGAGGGGGCAGGUUGUGGCGGAACAAAACGAGUGGUGGAACUGACCAAAGCCAAGCCGGACAAAAAGAGGAAGCGAUAG